AUGCUCAUUCCAUAUAUUACAAGUCCCUCGCGUACGCUUGCCUUCUUCCAUGGCCACCAUUCCAUAUCACAAACCCCCCCACCAUCACCUCCCCUCCCCCCCCUCUUCCCCAAACCUCUUCCUCCUCUCACUCACAAACCCCCCUAUCCUCUCCGGCCGUUCCAACUUCUCCAUCUCUCUCCUCGCAAUCUCCCUAUCCUUCUCCGGCAAACCCCACCACUCCCUCAAAAACUUCUCCUGCUCCAGCUUCCUCCUCGCCUUCCUCUCCUUUUCCUUUUGUCUCUCCACCCGCUUCUCAAACCACUCCUCCCUCGCGGCGUCCUGUUCCUCGGGCGUGGCGUGGAUCUUCAUGCAGUUGUUCAUCACGUGGAGGGGUCCGCGGCAGAGAAAAGGCGCGGAGAAGGUGCGGCCUUGGGCGCAGUCUGCAAAUGCUUUAAUCUCAGGCCCGCACUUCGCCCUCACCCGGGCAUAAAACACAUCCCUCACCUGCGCCUCCUGCGACGCCGACAGCGGUAG
Messenger RNA from Podospora anserina S mat+, 516 nucleotides. RefSeq lists its product as uncharacterized. Bases 1 to 516 code for a protein of 171 amino acids. Lineage: Eukaryota; Fungi; Ascomycota; Sordariomycetes; Sordariales; Podosporaceae. The transcript is spliced from 2 exons. The record is from RefSeq and is a predicted model, not a curated record.